Paramecium tetraurelia is the source of this 7509-nucleotide messenger RNA. RefSeq lists its product as uncharacterized. The transcript has a single exon. The record is from RefSeq and is a predicted model, not a curated record. NCBI's taxonomy places the organism in Eukaryota, Ciliophora, Oligohymenophorea, Peniculida, Parameciidae.
AUGAAAAUCUAUAAGUACUUGGUAUUUUUGAUGAUCUCAUCAAUUGAAAUGAGAUAUAUUAGUCAAUAUUGUGUUUGCAGGCAUGUGGACAAUAAGGAUGAAUGUUAGAGAUCUUAGAUCUGUAUUUGGAACGGAGAAAAUUGUAUUUUAAGAUCAGGUGAAACUUAUAUUCAAUAGGUGGGUUAAUAAGAUGGAGAUUAGUGUUACAAGUAUAUACAGGAAGAUUGCAUAUAAAUGGAUAUGUGUGGAUUUUAUUUGGGGGAGUGCAUAAGGUUUACAGAGUGUAGUUUAUUUUAAAAAAAUUAAUGUUAAGAAUCUUCACUAAAAUGCGUUUCCGACGGAUUAAAAUGUAUAGAGAAGAGAGUGUGUAUGGAUUAUGACACAGAGGUAGGGUGUCAAAAUAAAAAUGUGAAUGGAAAUUAUUGUUUUUGGGAUGUAAAUGCAAAUCCGAGAUGCCAAGAUGCACAGCAAUGCACUUAACUGCCCUAGUAUUUAAUGAGUGAUUAUGAUUGCAGAAGUGCAAUGUAAUAAUGUACAGUAAAUGAUUUGGGGUUGGGAUGUGAGGAGGGAAAAAACAAAUGUGAACAAUACACUUUCGAAAACUAAUGCUAUUUUACAUAUAAUAAAAAAACUGAGUGCUUUUGGGAAGAUGAAUUAUAAUUGUGUUUUACUAAGAAUUGUGAAAAUAAGCGAUUAAAGACCUAUGCUGAAUGCAAUUCUUACAUGUCGAAGUGUACUACAAAUGGUGUUCAUUGUAUUGACAAAAAGGAAUGCAAAAAUAUUGGGAGUGCAAUAGGAUGUGUUUUGGACAUCAAUAAUAAGAAAUGUGUUUAUCACAAUGGACAAUGUCAGGAGAAGAGUUGUAUAACAGCACCCUAGUCAUACAAUAACUAUGAAUAAUGUUAAUCUUAUGACCAAUUGCUGGAUUGUGUGAGUGCAUAAAAUGGAGGAUGUAAAGAUAGACCAAUAUAAUGUUAGGAUUAUUGUUAAGAGCUCGAUUGCAAAUCAGUAGACAUUUAAGAUUGUAUAUGGUUUGAGAAUAAAUGUGACAAGAGAUAGUGUUUUCAUGCUCCCAAGAGUUUUAACCAUAAUUAAUGUAAAGAAUAUGGAACAUGCAUGGGGACACUUUUGGGGAGUUGUCAAUAGAGACCCUAAUCUUGUCAGGAUAUCAACGAUUAAUAGUUCUGUGAUAUUACAUAUGAUGAAUCUCGAUGUAUUUGGAUAAAUGGCCAAUGCAAUUAAUUGGUGUGCUCUAAUUUGAAAUUACCUAAAUAUGAUAAUCAUCAGAAAUGUCAAGAUGCCAGCAGAUUUUGCACAUUUAACAUAGAGAUAGGGGGAUGCAUAGAUUACAUCUGUACAAACAUUACUGAUGUUACUGCUUGUACUAUUGAUUCUCUAGAUCAAGUUUGUAAUUUGAAUGAUGGUUGCAUUGCCAAAAAAUGUAAAUUAGCCCCCAGUUAUUACGAUACAAAUGAAUAAUGUGAAAGUUGGGUAAAAACAUGCACUGUUAACAUCUAUGAAUAUGAUAACAAUUUUCUAAAAUUCGGAUGCGCUGACAAACCAUCUGAAUGCUCAAUAGCAAAAUAAGAUUAAUGCUAUUCGACCUAUUCUGGUUUUCAUUGUAAGUGGUAAUCAAACUAAUGCUUCAAUUAAUAAUGCGUUGAUGCAGACAGCUCUCACACAACUAAUGCAAGUUGUUUACAAUUCAAAGUUAUUUCAAAAACAUGUAUUAUAAAUAGUACUAAUAACGGAUGCGUUGAUUGGCCUAGUGCUUGUUCUUAGAUGUUGUCAUAAACCCAAUGUGAACUUGGUUUGCAAGAUUCUACUGUUUGUAUAUGGUCUUCUAACGCAUGUCGUCAAAUCGACUGCAUAGAUGCUCCAAUUGCUUCGUAUAUAAACAAUCUACAAUGUCACAGUUUCCUAAGCAAUUGCAUUGUAACAUCUUCAUACUCAGGAUGCAUGAUUAGGCCAACUAAUCUAGUGUGUUCCCAAUCUCCAAAAAAUGAAAUGUAUGACACCCAUUAAGAAUGUCAAGCUUGGAAUCCAAAUUGUACAAUCUCAGAUUAAAAUAUCCCUGCCUGUUAAUAGAAAUUAGCUUUAUGUUCAAAUUACGUAACCAAAAAUCAAUGUAAAUCAGUAUUAGAUAAUUUAUAUCCGAAUACUAAGCCAGAAUCUUAUUGCUUUUGGGAUUAUGAAACAUCUACAUGUCAAAGUGCACUUCAGUUUGAUUCUGGUAUUAAUACUAAUACUUUUUAAUGUGGUCGGCAUAAAAUGGGUGAAUUAACUCACAGUUCGUGUGAAAAUUUUAUGAAGAUUUGCACAAUCAAUAAUAUCAGUAAAUUUUGUGUCGACCUUUCAGAGGAUUGCACCAUCUACACAAUAGAGUAGGCCUGUAAGUUAAAUAAGUAUCAAUAACCUUGCUAUUGGGAUAAGGCAUAAAGUAAAUGUCAGAAUUUAUUGUGCUCUGAGAACACUAUUGCUUAAACAGAGGCAGCAUGUUUCCAAUAUAAAAAUCGAUAUCUAUGCCAACUCAUAUAUAAUGAAGAUGGCAUAGCUCAAACAGGUUGCGAAGAUAGACCUACAACCUGCUCUGAUGUAAAAUAUUAAUAGAUUUGUAAUAAAACCAUAACAACUGUCAAUUAGAGAUGUUAUUAUUAUAACAAUAAAUGCAAUACAAUAACUGAUGCAAGUUAGUGUAAAUUAAUCACUGAAGCUUCUAGCGAUGAAGAGUGCCAAUUUUAUUUUUCUUUAUGCUUAUUGCAAUUGAGUGGUACGGGUUGUUACAGUGUAGAUUAAUGUAGUAAUCUUGUAAACACGAAUUGCAAUUCUGCGGUUCUUUACAAAAAUGAAAAGUGCCUUUAUUAUGGUAACGAAUGCAGACGUAAUCGAUUUUGCCAUCAUCUCUUCCCUUCUCAAAGUAGUUGUAAUAAUGUGAAAACAAGCCUUGGUAUUUUAUGCAGCUAUCAAUAUGUUGGAUCUGAACUUAAAUGUGUGGCUUAAGAAUGUGUAUUAAGUAAUUUAGCAGGCAGCGUCUCAGAUAAAUAUGAUGUAUGUCACAAUUAUUCUUCCAUUUGCACUUAUGAUAUCACCACUGAUUUGACAACCAAAUCGUGUGUAAACAUUAUAAAUUGUAGUGAUCUCACAACUUAGGGUAUGAUCAAUUACAAGUGGUGUAAUGAUUCAAUGACCACAUCCUUAUAAAAAUGUGGAUUCAAUUUUGCUACUCUUACCUGUGAGAAUAGGCAGUGUGUUCAUAUGAAAUCUGCUAAUGUUGGACCUUUAAAUGAUCAAGCCUGCUAUGAUUGGAAUAACAAUUGCGUUUUUGAUGGUACUAAUUGUAAAUCCUUUGAUAAUGUAGAUUGUACUUAAAUAAAAUUAAAGCACUAGUGUUUACAAUAUUCGUAAUGUUCAUUAUAAUAAAACAAUUGUGUUAGCAUUGCAAAUUGUGAACUGAAUACAACUGCAGUUUCCCUGUAUGAAUGCUAAUUAAUGAACAAAAUUUGUAUUCUAGAUUAUAGAAGUGGAUAAGGUUGUAAAUACUAAAAGUGCGAUUACAUUUCUAAUAUGGCAAUAUGUAAUUCUGCUCACACAAGUGAUGGAAUGGACUGUAAAUGGAGUGGUGGCUCUUGUGUUCCUAAAUCUUGUAAUUUAUUCACAAUUCAACUGGAUUGUCAAGCCAAGUAUGGAGUCUUGAUAGUUAAUUCAAAAAAUAUCAGUAUGAAGUGUUAUUGGUGUAGUGGAUCUUGUUCGGAAAACAAUCCUUGUGAUCCUACAAUUAAUCCAGCUCUAGUUAAGCAUGAAGACUGUCACAAUUAGAAUGUUCAUAAAACUGUAUCUUAUUCAAAUGGUCCAAUUUGUAAAUUAAAGGAGAUCCAUUGCUAGGAUUAUUCAUUUCAAGCUUCAUGUGUGGUAGCACUAAAUGGUUACAAAUGUGCAUGGAAUCUUUUUGGUUUAGGUUGUAUAGAUUAUUGCAUGUCAAUACCAAAUACACCAAUGGAUAAUGCAGAAUGCCAAACAUUUGAUAGCACGUGCAUGUAGGCUACGGUGGAUGGAAUAUCAAUAUGUAUUCAUGUUGUUUGUUCCACUUUAAGUGCAACCGAUUGCGCAUUAUAUAUAGAUAUUUGUACAUUGAAUGCCUCAGAUAACUGUGUUGACGUUACUACUUGCAGUGUGCAUAAACCUACUUUGUGCAAUAUAAGCAAAGAUAUCUAAGGGUAUCCUUGUUCAGAUUUAAGUGGAAUCUGUACAAGGUAGAGCAAUCUUGAAAACUGUGAAUCAUAGCUAAGUUCAGAUAAUCAUUAAUCUUGUGAAUCCCUUUUUUUAAGUGGAAUAUGCACAGUAAAUAGUAGAUAUCCUAAUUGCACAGAUCUACCAACUAGUUGCAGUUUGGCAACAUAGAAGCAAUGUUAUAUGGACAAUAUCAGAAAUAGAUGCUAUUGGAAAUCAACGACAAAUCAAUGCAUUUAAAUACUAAAUUGUUUAGAUUUAGGGAUUGAAAACGAUUCCCAUGCCAAAUGUUAAUCUUAUUUGUCCGAUUGUACUGUGAAUUCCCUAAAGAACGGUUGCAUUCAUUUAGUUGAUUGCAAUUUGUAUACAAUUAAGGAAUAAUGUUAUUUUGAUAGUUUAAAAAUACAAUGCGAGUGGAUCCAAACAUAAAAUAAAUGCAGCUAUAAAACAUGUAUUACGGCAUAAUUAUAGAGGUAUUCAUCAGGAGCAUGUCAAUUGUAUUUUGAUUUAACUUGUUCAGUAAAUGAUAAUUUAACAGAAUGCGAAUUGGCAAAGGCCCAAUGUCUAGGUUAUAAUGAAUUGCAAUGUAGAAGUGAUGGACAACACAAUGCUAAUGGUACUGAAUGUUUUUGGAAUACCGAGAGAGUAUAGUGUGUAGAGAAGACAUGUGAGAAUGGCCCUAAAUUUGCUUUGUCUAAUAAGGAAUGCGAGGGAUAUAUGUAGAAUUGUUAAAAAGGUGGAUGCAGAUUAAGAAUUUGCACUGAUUACUAUUAUGCAAUUGAUUCUGCUUGUGCUUCUAUAUUUCCAGACAAAAGUUGUACUACAAAUGGUUAUCAAUGUAUCAGGAGAAGUACUUGUGAAGAAGUAUUGAUUAAGGAUGGGUGUACAUUUGAUAAGUUUUUCAAAGAGUGUGUGUGGAUAAUAAAUGAUUGUGUUACGAAAACAUGCAACACAGCUACAACUAACUUAACAACUCAUUAACAAUGUUAAGAGUACUUAUCAUCUUGUACUACUAAGAGGGGGGGAGGAUGUGUAGAGAUAACUGAGUGUUAAUAUUUUUCAAUUAAGGAGGCUUGUUAGAGUGAUAAGUAUAAUUAGGGAUGCUUUUGGGAUGAUUAGUUACAAAUUUGUUUUACUGAUGUGUGUGAAGGGUUUUGCGGAGAUGGAAUCAUCACUAAUUCGGAUGAAGUAUGUGAUGAUGGCAAUUAUCUUCCUUAUGAUGGAUGCUAUAAGUGUUAGAUCUAGUGUUCAUUAGGGUGUUUAUAGUGUGAGGGUAAAUUAUGCUAAGUCUGCGAUUCCUAUGGAUGGAAACUGGCUGAUGGACAAUGUAAAUCCAUUUGUGGAGAUGGUAUUAUAGUAGGCAAAGAAUAUUGUGAUGAUGGUAAUCUCGUAGAAUUUGAUGGCUGUUAUAACUGCGAAUAUUCAUGUGAUUCUCAUUGCCUGAAGUGUUUCCAAGGAGAAUGCAUCUAAUGUCCUAAUGGAUUGUAUGAAAAUUAAUCAUAUUGUUAAAAUAAAUGCGGUGAUGGUAUCUUUGCCUCUUCUUAUGAACAAUGUGAAGAUGCCAACACUGAUAAUAAUGAUGGAUGCAAUUCUAAUUGCGAAAUUGAAAAAUUCUGGAAGUGCUAUUUUGUGGACUCCUUGAGUGUUUGCAUUUACAAUAUCAGUCCAACCAUCAAAUUGACCACUCCUCUCAAUAGUUAUGGAUAGAGCUAAGAAAUCAUUCUUACUUUCAGUGAAGAUGUCAGAUUGAAUUCGACUUCCAUCACUGAAGAGAUAUUUAUGCAACUCAUUCAAAUUUCCAUCUCCAAUCUCUAAGAUUCAGAUUACACUUAUGAAAUAAUUCCCAUCCUGAGCAUUGAUUAUACUUUGCAACCUGUCUCCUACAAGAUUAAACUCAAUUUCUACAAAUCUGUUGUCGGACCCAUAUUAAUAGUCAAGAUCUAUUGCGAUCAACUAGUUAAUCAAUAUGAGAAUCAAUUAGCAUCUAAUUAAUAAACUAUCAUCUUGAAGGAUCCAUUUACAUUAUCCUCAACUCAAAAGAUGGUGGCUGCCAAUGCUGCAUUAUUCAAUGAAAUUGUAAUCUAUACUUUGAUUACUGUUGCUUGUGUUGCUUUCAUAAGUGGUAAUCUAGAAAUCUUUUGGAAUCUUAUAGAUACCUUAUAACAAUUAUCUUAUAUGAAAUAUUUGAAUCUGAAAUUUCCUUAAAAUUUAUCUAUUUACUUUGAAGUUUUCUCCCUUGUUACUAUUUAACCAAUAACUGAUAGAAUUAAAUUGAGUGGAUUCAUCGAAGAAAUGUUUCAAUACAAUUCUCCCUUCAUACCUGCCUUUGGAAGAUUUGAAGUGUUCUCUAUCAAUUGCUACUUUGGAAUCAAUCUGGAAUCCUUCAUCAUUAUCCUAGUUCUUGGAUUCACCAAUUACGUUAUCGUUUACUUCUUAUAACUGCUACUUACUUCACUCAAAUAUUACAAUUGGCCCAUCGUAUUCGAUCAAAGAUACGUCGAAACAAUCACCAAAAUAAUCAAAGCUAUGCAUUUCAUUCAAAAAAUCUGCAAAUCCUAUUACUAAUACUUCUUUUACUCAGGACUCGUCAGAAUAUACCUAUCCAACUUCUACGAUUUAAUGUUCUCCGCUCUUCUGCAAGUGGCGAAUUUCUAAACGUAUGACUCCAUCACUGAAACUAGCUCACUUCUUGCACUUAUCGUACUCAUUUUCAAUUUUGCUCUCAUGUUCCAAUUGUACUCCUACUUGAGUACAGUAAAGAAUUUAUCGAGACGAUUCUCCAUUUUCUUUGAAGGACUUGAAAUCAAAGGAAACUAUUGGAAUAGGCAAUUCACCACACUAGUCUUGAUUAAAAAGACCUUUUUCAUUGCCAAUUUAGUCCUAUUGCAAACACUUCCCCCUGUUCAACCAAUAUUAACCUCUUUGAUUUCAGGCUUUUAUUCAGUCUAUGUCUAUAGAAUGCGACCAUUUGCAAACCAAUUUGAAAACUACAAAAUUAUUAUCACCGAAUGUUUGAUAUCAGCCAUAGCUAUCCUAUUUUCAGUUUCAGAAUCACUCCUAUUAUUCUCCCAAAUAGAAUAUGUAUCCUUAUUAGGAUGGGUGGAAAUUGCAGGAUUCUCAACCAUCCUAUUGGCUUGUUUAUUUAUAGAUUUCUAUUAACAAUUGGGAAAACCAGCCAGAUAAAUAUUUGAUAUAUUAAAGAAAUGCGGUACUAAAACUACUUUGGAUCACUCCAACUCUACUAAUUCUAUACUCAAAGAAGGAGUUAUAUAAUUUUAUUGA